Messenger RNA from Cheilinus undulatus (humphead wrasse), 4369 nucleotides. RefSeq names its product JunE proto-oncogene, AP-1 transcription factor subunit (gene june). Bases 175 to 1203 code for a protein of 342 amino acids. Gene Ontology annotation, cellular component: transcription regulator complex. Gene Ontology annotation, molecular function: RNA polymerase II cis-regulatory region sequence-specific DNA binding; DNA-binding transcription factor activity, RNA polymerase II-specific; transcription factor binding. The record is from RefSeq and is a predicted model, not a curated record. Gene Ontology annotation, biological process: regulation of transcription by RNA polymerase II; regulation of cell cycle; regulation of cell population proliferation. The transcript has 2 exons. Lineage: Eukaryota; Metazoa; Chordata; Actinopteri; Labriformes; Labridae.
CUCUCUGCUCUCCGACCGUCCAGCAGCUCAGCUCCUUCCUCCUCCUCUUCUUCUUCUUCUGCGUUCCUCGUCUUCUUCAUCCUCCAGCCGCCGACGUCAGUGGAAGCUUUUUAUCCGCUCUGAUAUUCAGGUUAAUCUGAUUAUGACGAUCUUCUCUGAGACACCUCUCUGUCAAUGACGGCCAAGAUGGAGACGCCUUUCUACCACGACGACUCCCCCGCUGUCCCCGGCUUCAGCCAGAUCGCCGAAUACGAGCGCUACUCCGGGAACAAGAUGCUGAUGAGCAAGAAGGCCAUGUCAAUCGGGGGCGGUCAUCACUUCUCUGGAGGUGGGGCUUCAUCAGGAGGGAGAAGCGGGAACCACAAUAACUUAGGGCUGGGUGGAAACGGCUCCCUGAUGACAUCAGCGGCGUCCACGGCGGACAUGAACCUGCUGAAGCUGUCGUCUCCAGAUCUGGAGCACCUCAUCAUCCAGUCCAAUCAGGGCCUGGUCACCACCAGCCCUGUGUCCAACUCCAACAACCCCUUCAUCUACCGCAACCAGGCCACCAACGAGCAAGAAGGAUUCGCCGACGGCUUCGUCAAAGCACUGGCCGACCUUCACAAGCAGAACCAGCUGGUUGGGGGCAGCGCCAUGUCCCCACCGCCCUCCUCCACCGUCUCCUUGCAGGCAUCCUAUCAGAGGAACCUGAUGGCCGGCGGCGACAUGCCCGUCUACACCAAUCUGGGCAGCUACAACCCAGCUCAGAUGGCGUACUCCGGAGCGCAGAUGGGUUACGGUAGCAGCUCGAGCCAUGGCGGCAGUGGAGCCGCUCAAGCCCACACUCGAGGCCUGGACGCCCCUCAGACAGUCCCUGAGGUCCCUCAUCCUCCAGGUGACCCCACAUCCCCACCCUCUCUGUCCCCCAUCGACCUGGAGACUCAGGAGCGCAUCAAAGCAGAGCGCAAGAAGCUCCGCAACCGCAUCGCUGCGUCCAAGUGUCGAAAGAGGAAGCUGGAGCGGAUCUCGCGGCUUGAGGAGAAGGUGAAGGUCCUGAAGAAUCAGAACUCGGACCUGGCAUCCACUGCCGCCAUGCUGCGAGAGCAGGUCGCUCAGCUCAAACAGAAGGUCAUGAGCCAUGUCACCAAUGGCUGCCAGAUCACGGUCGGGUCAAACGCCGUCACCAAGCCUGGAGGAGGAGGCAGCGAGGACUCCAGCUGCUGAGGAGGCAGGGCGACUUUACGACGAGGACUUGGAAGUAAUGAGUCGCUACUCAAAGAUUUCGACGUUUCACUCACGCUCACAGUCAGAUGAGCAGAGAGGAAGACGUCUGCGGUGCCUGAACAGGACGAGAGGAAUUUAACGGAUUUUUGUUGCCCUGUAAAAAGCUGUCUUCAUGCAGCUGGAGGGGGCGGAGCAAAGAGGAGGGAAAGAUGGAUUCAUCCCUAAUAAGGGCAAAUUUAAAGCUUUGGAUAAUUAUGAAUUAUGACUUUUCUUCAUUGUGAAAGUCCGUCGGCUUUGACGUGCACAGACUGGGAUGACACUUUAGAUGACUGGUGCAAUAAUUUCACUGACUUCUUAUUUUUAAAAACAUAACCUAAGAGGGAAAAAAGCUGCAGGAAACUGUGGAAAUAAGUCAACUUAAAAUGUACCAACAUGGUUUAAAUAAAUAAAACAUAAAAUGAACAUUUAUACAGUUUAAUGUUUAUAAUUUUUGAAAAGAAACAAGAAAAGACUGAUCUAAAAUUACAGAAGUGAUUUAUUUAUCAGUGUCACAUCAGCGACUCAUGUUGAAAGCUGAAUUUCCUUGUCAUAUUUUCCUUCUAGGGUUGUACAUUUCAUGGAAAACUACUCCUGUCAAAAAUUGGAAGAAAUUUUAGGGAUCCUAAGUGGAGGACUGGGAUGCACAUCUGCUUUUGUUAGCUUGAUGCAAACACACAAUGAAAACUGCAUUAAGGAGCUAACAGAUUUAGCACUGCUUUGCUCUUAUUUUAACUAAAAAAUCGAUCUGUUUACCUCAGCAUCACUGGGUUAAUUAGAUCAGUGGUCUCUAAAGUGGGGUCGGGAACCGCAGGACACUAACAGGGGGUCGCAGAAUGGUUUCCAAAACAAAGAGAAAUUUAAAAUGAUGUAAAGUGGUAUAUUUACCCAUUAUUGAAAAACAUAACCUUAAUACUAGUGAGAUUUGUGCUUAAAUGAAAUUAAAACACCUUAAAAUAUCCAUUUCUACAUGAUCGUCAGCUUGAUGGCUCUUAUUUUGGGGGCUGAAAAGUUUGUGAGCCUUCAUUUGACUGAUCGUUAAUUUAGAAAUGUUCAGUUAAAUAGUGUCUGAAUUGAGAGAAGUGAAGUCAGCUUUUUAGCACAUCACAGUUGCAUCAUCGGACUUUACCGCUUUCUUCUUCUUUUGUUUUGUAAUGAUCUUUUGCAAACAGCUUUCUGAAAGCCACCGUGUGGUGGUAGAGCUGCAUUACAACCAGGCAAACUCUUCGAUUUUUAUAAAUCAAGGACUGUUCAGUUAUUCAAGAACACUUGCCCAUCAUUAUUUCUCGUGAGUGUUGAAAAACAUCCUUUUUACUGCAAAAUUUCUAAGUCCCUGAAUGUCUCACUCGUGGUGCAGCAGUUUUCUUGUAAUCUGGUACUUGUAGUUUUUUACAUGUCCGUAUCUAAAGCCACAUUUACACAAUAAUCUCACAACUGGUUGUUUUAUUUAAUAAAUAAUAGCGUAGAAAGAUGGAAGGUUUUGAGAAAUGGUUCCAGGGUAACCUUACAAAGCAGAUUUGCCAGACUCUAUCUCUGUCGUCAGGUAAAUCCAUCUUUAAAGCUCCAAUCUACAAUGUCUGAAUACCAAUCAGCAUCAUUUAAGGAGAAAGAGGUGGUAGUUGUGGGCGGGGCUUAGUUGGAUUUUUAAUGGUUGCCUCCCGUGCAGUGAUUAGCUUGGAUGUAGCUUUAGCAUAGCGUCAGGUUUACCAGAACUGGACGUUUCUGCAUAAAUUAGGGGGUUAAAACAACACUAAAAGGUUUACAUAAUGGCAGUGAUUUUUUUAAAACUUUUUUUUGGUACUGCUGGAAGUGAAAAACCUUUAAAUAAAAGGGUCCGAAAGUCCACAAUUGUGUUUUUUAAAUACUGGCAGACGAUUUUGGGAUUUCACCAGAAACAUCAGAGGAAAGAAAUGCAGGAUUCGAUUUCUAAGAACGUUGUGCUCAAAAAGUUUGAUUUUUAUUAUGCAUUUGAACAAAGUCUUGAUGCAGAGAAGGAUCUAAUUUAAUUCAAUAGUAUUUUUUUUAAAUAUCCACCUUGUAAUGACUGCUGUCGAAUUGAGUGUUCAUAGCUUCACUGACAAUAAUUUGUGAAAUUUAGAUAUGAAUUAGUAAUAUUUAUUAAUAUGAAAAAUGUUAUGACAAAAUUAUAUAAAUUUCUACUUUUUGUUUCUGAUUAGGUUUGUAUUUUUGCAGGUUUUUAAAGAAUCCCAUUUUUUCCAAGGACUGAAAAAAUGCAAAUGUCUGGAAGGAAUCUGAAUUUGACCUCGUGUUCACACAAUGUUGCAGCUGUUUAAUGACUUUAUAAGAUGUGGUUUUUAUCUGCUAUACUUUUGUCAUCGUCACAGACGAAAACAGUUUUACUACCCGUACUGGCAUGCCUCUUUCCUGUCAACAGGCGUGAUCCAGCCUCGCUGGUCGCUCAUUGUCUGAACUGAGUCGUUCCAAUCCAACUGGAACGCCACACGGUUUAAAUAUUAUGUCACUGUUUCUGUAAGAGCAUGGUCAUGACAAAAAAAGGGAGAAAAACUGUUAAAAAGGUCCUGCUAGCCUUUAAGCUUUGCUAAUUUGCCCCCAUUCUUUAUAUUAUAUACUGCACAAAGCAUGCUGGGAUACGUAGCCAUUAGCUAAGAUGUUAGCAGUGAAUCUUCUACACACAACUUUACUCCAAUCUCUUCAAAAUUGUGCCAAAACAUUUCUAAAGGUUGCUAUCAGCCCUGCCAGUCCACCAUUCUUGUUUACAUGGAGCGUUAUAGCAGCAUGGCAGUAACCAUUAACCAGAACUACAGCGGCUACUAGUGGUGGGAGGCAGCGUUACAGUAAAGACAGAGGGUCUGGCUGUGAUUGUGGGCCAAAACUGAUAAAAAUAUUUGACUUUACUCCUUUAGCCGGCACGCUCCUGCUUAUAACGGCCAGUUAAAUUGAUUUAACAUGUAAACUGGCUAAAAGGAGACUUUUAACAACACUGUUGGCCAUCAGCUAUGAAAUAUUUAUCAUUUUUUAACUUGAAUGAGGCUUUUAAUGUCUCUGAAGUCUAUUUUUGUAAAAAUGUAAAACUGUUGUUGAUUUCCUGAGAUGAAGUGUGUAUGUUUAUGCUGUUUGAUUCAGUCAAACACAUAAUGUCCUAUUUAUU